Thlaspi arvense is the source of this 849-nucleotide messenger RNA. The record is from the annotation of a GenBank genome assembly. Lineage: Eukaryota; Viridiplantae; Streptophyta; Magnoliopsida; Brassicales; Brassicaceae.
GUAGAACGACCAGAAAUGGAUCAUGAGGGUUCGUUCAAUUUCAUGGACGUUGUGAAGAGGCCGGAGAUCGUGGAGACUUUAGUCGACAUAUUGGUAUGCGCAGUCCCGAUUUGGCUCGCGGUUAUGAUAGGGCUCGUGAUCGGUUGGUCCUGGCGGCCCCGCUGGAGUGGGCUAAUUUAUCUCGGGUUCAGGUCUAAGCUCCGGUUCGUCUGGACUGCCCCGCCGGGGUUCGGAGCUCGGCGCCUCUGGCUUGCCUUGACGGCGAUCUCGGCGUUCUCGGUUGGUCGGAGGCUCUGGUCCAGGUUCAGGGGGAAGGGUAAAGAUUCAUCUGUCACCGCGGCGAUGUCGACUCCGGAGGGGCCUCCGUCGCCGGAUGUUUCGGUGGGUGGAAAUGACGCAGAGAUUAGGCCGAGCCUUGGAACUUCUCAACUGGAGGAUGUCGUCACAGAGAAUGAUCUUGAACACCUAUUGCAUCUUCUUGAAAGCAAGGGAGGGGAAAUGGAUUGGCGAAAUAUGAUGGAACGCUCUGCCUCAAACAUGACCUACCAAGCUUGGCGCCAUGAGCCUGAGACAGGGCCAGUGGCAUACCAAAGCAGAACUGUCUUUGAGGAUGCAACACCAGAGAUGGUGAGAGAUUUCUUCUGGGAUGAUGAAUUUCGCCCUAAAUGGGACCCUAUGCUUGUGUACUUCAAAAUAUUGGAGGAAUGUUCUCAUACGGGAACAAUGAUUGUCCAUUGGGUCAAAAAGUUCCCUUUUUUCUGCAGUGAUCGUGAAUAUAUCAUUGGUCGGAGGAUAUUUGAAGCUGGAAAGAUGUAUUAUUGUGUGACAAAGGAACUUGAAAAUUUCUAA